CGUCAGCCUAUGACACGGGGGGGGGGGGUGGGGGGAGGCCUAUGGAGCACGAAAUUUGGAGAGCGUGAGUUGCGGGAAAGAGAGAGAGAGCGAGAGAGAGAGGGAGAGAGAGAUAGAGAGAGAGAGAGAGAGAGAGAGAGAGAGAGAGAGAGAGAGAGAGAGAGAGAGAGAGAGAGAGAGAGAGAGAAAGAGAGAAACCUGGUAUACUACCGGCGGAAGUGCGGCGCUAGGGAGGAAAACUAACCUAGCUCUAUACCAUCUCA
This is a messenger RNA of Closterium sp. NIES-67, 263 nucleotides long. The record is from the annotation of a GenBank genome assembly. NCBI's taxonomy places the organism in Eukaryota, Viridiplantae, Streptophyta, Zygnematophyceae, Desmidiales, Closteriaceae.